AUGGAGUGCAGUGCAUCAGUUGGAGGUAUUCUUGCGAAGACUGCUUUUGCUGGAAUUUCGAGAGUAAGAAGUAGAGUUAGAACAAAGCAGUCUGUACUUAAAACGGCUACAACUAUCAGGGCAUUUCAAUCUCAAAAUGCUCCCCAUUCUUCUUCUUCUUCUUCAUUGUAUGAUGUUCUCUGUGUCUCUCCCGACGUGAGUGAGCGUGAUAUAAAGAGCGCAUAUCGUCGGAUGGCUCUUAAAUACCAUCCUGACGUCUGCCCUCCUGCAGAGAAAAAAGAGUGUAGCAAAUUAUUUCUUCAAGUCCGGGAGGCUUAUGAAACUCUGUCGGAUCCUCUGCUCCGACAGGAUUACGACUGGAGAGUGCAGAACUUGUUCACUGUAGGCGAUUACGAAGGCAAAUUAGCGAGUAGUCAUGUGUGGGAAGCUCAGGUGAUGGAGCUGAUAAAAAAGAGAGCAGCUUAUAAUUCAUCAUCUUGGGGUAGCAGAAUGAGAACACGAAACCAAUAA
Cryptomeria japonica (Japanese cedar) is the source of this 510-nucleotide messenger RNA. RefSeq names its product chaperone protein dnaJ 20, chloroplastic. The coding region runs from base 1 to 510 and encodes 169 amino acids. The transcript has a single exon. The record is from RefSeq and is a predicted model, not a curated record. NCBI's taxonomy places the organism in Eukaryota, Viridiplantae, Streptophyta, Pinopsida, Cupressales, Cupressaceae. Gene Ontology annotation, cellular component: chloroplast.